AUGUCAACAAUUGGGAGUUUUGAAGGAUUUCAGCCUGUGUCCCUAAAGCAAGAGGGAGAUGACCAGCCCUCCGAAACUGAUCAUCUGUCUAUGGAGGAGGAGGGCCCAGGCAAGGAUCCAGUGCCAAAGCAGAUCUCACGGCAGCCAAGUGUGACCGAAUCCACGCUUUACCCCAACCCUUUCCACCAGCCUUACGUUUCACGGAAGUACUUCGUAACACGGCCUGGGGCCAUUGAGACUGCCAUGGAAGACUUGAAAGGCCACAUAGCUGAAACUUCUGAAGAGACCAUUCAAGGCUUCUGGCUCUUGACAGAGAUAGACCACUGGAACAAUGAGAAGGAGAAGAUUUUGUUGGUCACAGACAAGACACUCUUUAUUUGCAAAUAUGACUUCAUCAUGCUCAGCUGUGUGCAGUUACAGCGGAUUCCCCUGAGUGCUAUCUACCGCAUCUGUCUGGGCAAGUUUGCCUUCCCUGGGAUAUCACUGGACAAGAGACAAGGAGAAGGCCUUAGGAUCUACUGGGGGAGUCCGGAGCAGCAAUCCCUGUUAUCUCGAUGGAACCCAUGGUCCACUGAGGUUCCUUAUGCUACCUUCACUGAGCAUCCUAUGAAAUAUACCAGCGAGAAGCUUCUGGAUAUUUGCAAGUUGUCUGGAUUCACAUCUAAGCUUGUUCCAGCCAUCCAGAAUGCCCUAAAGAAUUCUGCUGGAUCUGGAAAUGGAAAGAGACUGACAGUGUUGACUGAACCCAUUUUGAUUGAGACCUACACAGGACUAAUGUCAUUCAUUGGAAACCGCAACAAACUUGGCUAUUCCCUCGCCCGUGGGAGUAUUGGGUUUUGAGCCUCUUUUUGGUACAUAACAUCAUCCAUAGUCAUGUCAUUAUUGAGAAUUAUGCUUCAGCCACCAUAUUUUUGGACUGGAAUCAUUAAUUACUUUUAAAAGUACUACAUGGUUUUAAGUAUUUAGUAUUUCUGGAAACUUAAAAGCUUAAUUGGGGUAAUAGAUACAUACUUUAGUCCUCAUAGAAGACUAACCACACUUCUUUAAAACUGGAAAAUAAAUAACAAUGAUCCCAUCGAAUAACUAUCAAAUGCACACCUGGUCAUAAAUGUAGGGCAGACUCUCUGAAUUCUUGUUUCUCUUGUUCUUUAAAUGUAGGCAUUUUCUAGGUGUUGGCUUUCAGCCCUCAGAUCCUGAUUUAUUCUUCACUGGAGAAUUCUUGAUAUUUUAGCUACCACUUUUAUGGGGAUGACUUCCAAAUGUAUAUUCUCAUCCCCAGUAUUUAUUCCAAGGUGUAACUUUCCACUUAACAUCUGCCAGCCACCUACACAUCAGUGAUCCCAUGGCUGCACCCACUCAGCAUUUACAGGAUUCUAGAUUUCUCUGUGAAAUUUUUGUGACCCCAGUCAUCCAUUCCUGAAAACCAUCAGUUUUUAUUUCUGUGUAUUCCUUGCCAAACAUACCCCAUAUAGCCAUGUCUGUAUGUGGCUUAGCAUUGCAUCCCAAUGUCUAGAAGUUAAAUUCAGGGUUAUUCUUUCAAAAUUGUUCAUAUACUCCUUUUCCUUUUCAUAUAUUAUUAGAUCAGUUUUCUUUUUUUUUUUUUUUGAGAGAUUUUUUGCUAUAGGGCAGCAAAUACAGCAUAACCAUAUAAAAAUGAGAAAGGCCUGGAGAAAGCCUAAGCAAUACACACAAGGGAGAGUUUAAACAAUUAAGGCAAAAUACGUAUUAAGAAAAAA
Tupaia belangeri chinensis (Chinese tree shrew) is the source of this 1736-nucleotide messenger RNA. It is a transcript of the gene TPRG1, whose product is annotated as tumor protein p63 regulated 1. Lineage: Eukaryota; Metazoa; Chordata; Mammalia; Scandentia; Tupaiidae. The transcript has 5 exons. The record is from RefSeq and is a predicted model, not a curated record. Bases 1 to 840 code for a protein of 279 amino acids. Gene Ontology annotation, cellular component: cytoplasm.